AUGCUUAAAUCAGAAUCGCAGGCAGUUAUCUUACGGCUAUUAUUACAAGCACUUUUUCUCUACACUACGACCAACACCGUAACAGUCACUAAUCUCCUGCUGAAUUUUCAAAAUGUUUCAUUUUCAGUUGACGGCGUGGAUUAUCAAUCGUUACCACCACAGAUUAGUAGCGAUUCAACAGCCAACAUGUUUGACAACAACCCUGAGACACAUUUUGAAGUGGCAGCCGGCAGAAUUUCGCAUUCGAUGACGAUCAACAUCUUCCUUCCUUCCGCGAUGAUCCAAAAGAUAAGCAUACAAACAGAAAGUGUUGCAAGCUCGAGUUACACGGUAUCCCUACAAAACGAUGAACGCACCUGGCUGCACCGGGUGGGGACUGAUUGCAGGGAAUCUUACCUCAGACUGGUCAACAAUGUGUACUACCAGUGCCUGAGUUAUGGGAGCAACGUAAUAGUUGACCUUGAAGAUUUUUAUGUGGCGGGCAACAACAAUGUGACCUGGUGGACGGUUUUUAACAAGCUGGCAAUCACCUUCAACAUUACGAUAAACUCCACUGCUUCAAUCGUCAUCAAGGAUAUAUCGGCAUUAGGAAGCAGAUUCACAGCAGUCGGCAACGUCUGCAAUUGUUUCCUUCCUGGCGUUAUCAACGCAAACUCCCCGUGUGAUCAGCAGGACAGGUGUUUGUGCAGGGACGAUGUUGGCUCCAGAGAUUGUUCCACGUGCAAAUCUCCCAACUCCCCCUACAUAUACCCCACCUACGGACCCAUCGGAGGAUGGCAACAUGUCAGUCUCUUCCAAGGAUCGUGUUGGAACUUUUCAGCGGCCAGCAAAGUUUACAUAGGAGAAGAAUCAUGUGAUUUAGCCCCCAAAUGUAUCACAAAGGCUCAGAUUUGUACUCGCUUUAGAAAUAUAUAUCCUAAUGGGACUUACAUAGACGAUGCCUCCAGCAAAUGUUGCACUGGUAGUUACAACGAAUCAUCCGUUGGAUUGAACCUCCCUGUGAAAGUCUGCUGGGAGAGUUUCUGCGUGGCUUUGGACAACAUAGCCUAUCUCUUGAAAGCUAACCCCGUAGUUAAUGUAAUGAAACGUAAAUCGAUCAUGAUAAGUGGGGGUAUCAAAGUGGUAUUUGAAGGACAAAAUCUCAACUUUGCACCUAAUCCAACUUUGCUGACUCAAGCAUUCUCUGGAUCUAGUUACAUAUUUGAAUCAUCUGUUAAUCUAACUGACAUUACUAAACGGGUUUGCACUGUGAACUCAGAAGAAAAGCUAAUGACCUGUUACACCGUUAAUUUGAAUGACCGUUCAAUAAGUAGAGACUAUGCUACCUACAUUUUUGCUUUUUCGAUUUAUUCAAAAUUUUCAUGUGAUGAAAAUAUAUAUCUAAUCAACGAGCCUGGAUUCAUAAAAUUCACUCUUUGUCCGGAUCCGAACAUCAGCAUUUUGUAUCCUUACAUCCGGGAGCUACCGAGAGACACUGACAAUCCGACGGUUAUGAUCAGCGGGAACGGGCUAACGGGUUGCACUAAAGAUGAAUUUGGUUUAGAACUCGCUGAUUACCAAGUGAUGGUCCAAAACGUUAAUGCCGAAGUGGUUGACUUGAAAAGCAAUUCCAUAUUAUUUAGACCUCCUUCUACGAAGCCAGCCGGUUGUUAUUUGAAUGAAGCUUGUGAAAUUAAAGUGCUGGUGGGCUCUUUGAAGCUGGUGGUCGGAUUCAUCCAGUACGAUCGCAACUGGACACCGAUUAUUCUGGCUGCUGUUCUUGGCUCCGUCGGGGGAAUUCUGCUUAUCGUGCUUGUUGUUUCAAUUGUUUGUUGUGCUAAGAGGAAGAAGUUAUGCUUUAAAGAAAAAGUAAUACCCAAGGAAGUACACGAAGUGCGUGCGCGCAGCUUACUGGACGACAUAGAUGAGCCGCUGCGAUUGAAGGUGCAGAGAUGUCUGGUCGACGCGGCACAUGUCAUCAAACAGCAGGAAAUUGGAAAAGGCAAAUUUUUGUAA
Helobdella robusta is the source of this 1995-nucleotide messenger RNA. RefSeq lists its product as hypothetical. Gene Ontology annotation, biological process: regulation of GTPase activity; negative regulation of cell adhesion; regulation of cell migration. The transcript is spliced from 11 exons. The coding region runs from base 1 to 1995 and encodes 664 amino acids. The record is from RefSeq and is a predicted model, not a curated record. Lineage: Eukaryota; Metazoa; Annelida; Clitellata; Rhynchobdellida; Glossiphoniidae. Gene Ontology annotation, cellular component: semaphorin receptor complex. Gene Ontology annotation, molecular function: semaphorin receptor activity.